UAGAAGAAAAGAAGGAAAUUACUAAAAAAAAAUUGAGUUUGGGCUUUUUCCAUCUCCAUGCUUUGGGUCAGCUAGGUAACCAGGAGUGAGCAGGUGUUUUUCUUCAAAUUCAAGGGGAUUUUAGCAAGAAUUAAGUGUUUUUAAUCCAGCUAAGCUUCCCCCCUCUUAGUUUCUUGAAUUUCAAGCUUGAAGGUUGGGAUUUUAUGAUUAAUUUUGAGGUUAGAGUUGUAUGAACUGUUUUGGAUUGUUUGAGUUUUCUAAGGUUUAUGUUGGAUUAAUUAAGUGAAUUUAAGCUGAAUUGGAUGCUUGUUGUUGUGUGUGAACAAAAUUUGCUCAAAUUUUGCUAUCUCAUGGUGUUUUGUGUUUUUGAGACUAUUGUUCAGUUCUUUUGCAUGGAUUAUGUUAUUUUUGAUAAGUAUAGGUGGUCUGGAAAGUUACGUGUGAUUUGGGAUAUAAUUAAGGUAUUUUUGGGGAUUUUUGUGGUACUGUACUGUACUAAUCGACCGGUUCAGUUUGAUACUGUAGAGACGUAGAACCGGUCUACCGGUUUCUAAGCAGACCCCACAGAAUAAGUUUUUCAAUUGAGAACCGGUCUACGCAGUUUAGGGCAACCUUAAUUUUUAUGUUUUUACGAUAUUUAUGGUAUUGCCAUAUUAUUCUUUCUUCUUUCUUUUCUUUGUAGCUGGCCGUAGUGUCUGGUGAAAGAUCAUCUAAUUGCAAAAGAAUCUGUUGAACAAACUAAUUAACUAUAUACAUUAAUUUAUCAUGAUAUAAUAUUAUAUAUAGUGGCAUCUUUUUGUUGUUAGUAUUGUAUUAAUUGUGUAUUGUAUUUACUAUAUAUAUUACUUAGUUGUGGGUGUAUAUUACGUAUAUGAAAUAGAUAUAAUUAGGGUCAACGGAAUUAUGCUACAUAUUAUUUAUAUAUAGUCCAACGAAACACUGCUGGUGAAUAUAAUUACCCAACUAGAUAAUAUAUAUAUAUAUAUAUAUUUAUAUAAUAUGUAUAUAUAAAUGACAAAAAAAGCAUGAAGUUGGAGGACAAAUGAUGGCGUAACAUAAUUAAACUUAAUGUAAGUAGCAUAUAAAUUAAAGUAAUAUAUAUAACGAAAAAUCACACUUGUAUGCGUUUGGAUUUAACAUAAAGAGAAGUCGAUAUGGAUAUAUAUGGUAGUCCUGGGCAGAGACUGAUAAUAUAAACAAAGUUCUGGGGAUAAUUAGUGCUAAUAUAUAUCUGAUCAGAAAAGAAAAAAGAUGGAAUUGAAUUAUUUUUGGAAGAGUAAUAAGGAGAAACAACAGACCAUCCCUUGGCAUUCCCUCUUCAAAGAGAUUGCCAAGGGAAAACUACAAGCAAAUGAACUUUCAAAAUGGGUGCAAAUUCCUUAUCGGCAUAAAAGCUAGGGUUUCGACAAAGAUCAAGAGGAGAUGAGUGAACAGGCGGCCGAAGAAAAAAAUAUUAAUACAACAAAUCUUUUGUAUGCCAAAGUUGUCGGAAUCUGGUUGUUUUUAUCCGGCAACUUCAAUAGACAGCACAAAGUCAACCACACCAUACAGUCAACGCCGGAGCAACGUCAAACUGUAGUUAAUGAUGAUAAUCCAGAUCAGGUUACCAUCGAGCUAGGGUUUCCCUCCUCUGUUCAAUCAAGUACUUCUCCACCACCGCCGUCGCCGCCGCCACCUCCGCCGUCUCCGGAGACCGAGCCAGCCACCACAUCCUCAUCAUCAAGGUCUCUGUUAGGGUCUUCAUCAAAUUAUAUACCCUACUUUCCUUUCUCCAACAGAUUAAACAGCUUUGAUGGCGAAUCAAGUGUUGUUUCAGUCGACUCCGAAAUCAUGACCCAACCUUCAACUUCAACUUCUUCUCCUUCUUCUUCUUCUCGUUCUAUUUUUUCAGGUACAACAGGUAGAAAGAACUCUAAUCAUCACAGUUACACAAUGGCAAAAGAUUCAAAUGGAAAUGGAAAGAAGGAGGAGGAAGAAGAAGAAUCAGCUAGGGCAACAUUUUUAAAUCAAGAGUUACCUAAGUUUAUGUUAGGCAUUGCUGUUACACUUUUGAUUGGUCUUAUGAUGUUACACUUUAGUCAUCCUGAAAUCUAUGACAUGAAAAAGACAAAGCAUCUUUGUCUGUUUAUAGCCAUUGCUUUCGCAGCUCUUUGGAUUGCGAUUAUUCUUGGGGGUCUCCCAUUACCUUAUCCUCUUUUGAUAAUUCGGAAUAUUGGUCAUUCUCUUAUUUUAGGAGCAUUUUAUGGUAUCAUUGCUAUUUUUCUAUGGCAUGACCCUAAUCUUUUUAUAGUUCCUGUUGUGACCUUUGUGGUUUCAGUUGCAUUAGAUACUUUUAAAUUUGUCAAGGACUUUAACUCUAGUCCUUAGGUAGCUAGUAACUGUCCUAUAUAGGUAUAUAUAUAAUUUAUAUGUGUUGAGGAAUUGUAUUAAAGCAUGUAAGGCUUCUUAUUCCUUUGAAUCUAUCCAAGUAUGUAUGUUGUGUGAUUUCACGAUGAAUGUUAUAUACAGGGUUUGUUGUGUGU
Cannabis sativa is the source of this 2522-nucleotide messenger RNA. RefSeq lists its product as uncharacterized. Lineage: Eukaryota; Viridiplantae; Streptophyta; Magnoliopsida; Rosales; Cannabaceae. The coding region runs from base 1423 to 2367 and encodes 314 amino acids. The transcript is spliced from 3 exons. The record is from RefSeq and is a predicted model, not a curated record.